GAUCAGUAGUAGUCGUAAUAGACAAAAGUGGACUAUUUCACCUGCUGUCUUGGAUAUCUUAUCUGCAUAGUGUGAAGUCCAGAUCGGUUGCAUCCGUCUUGAUGUGUCAAGUCUGGAUUAGAGUCAAUUCUCAUGCUGAUGUUACGGAUUUGCAAAAUAAAAAUAAAGUAAUAAGAUAUUAGUAUUGAUUCGUUGUGUCUUUGGAAUGUUGGUGAAAUUUCCGAAUAUUGUAAUGUCCAAGUGGUUUUCAGUUAUUAUUGUAUCAAAAAUCUGUUACAGAUCCAUUUUGCUUGAAUUCAGAUGAAAGAAGUCAUCAGUCAAGCAUUGUAGUAAACCAUCAUCGUCGUCAACAUCGUCAUCAUUAUGUCCAGCCGAUAGUUACACAUUCUUUGAAUCAAACAAUGAAUUCUUUACCGCCUUCAUCAAUUAGUAGUGAAAAAAGUCAAGAUGAUAAUAAUGAUAAUGAUCGUAAUAGCCAACUAGACAAUAAUCAUUUAACCAGUCAUGAAGCUUAUUCCUGUCGAAAUCAUGUUGAUGGAUUUAGUUCAAUCCUGACAAGUGCAGUAUCGGGUGAACGACCUCCAUUACCUGAAAGACAAACAGUUGAAGCAAUUUACAUGUUAGUAAAACUCAGUCUUAUUCUACUUUCACACUUAAUAAUGAAUUUUCUAAUACAGGAAGAAAUCAAAUACGAAAAUGGUUCAAACUGGAGAUUUGUCUGUUGAAACUGGUGAUGUUGGUGGUGGUAGUAUUGGCACAUGUCCUGCAACCUACAGACUGGAAUCAGAAAGCUUUGAACAUUUGAAACAAGAAAGUAAUUCACGUGCUAAGUUGAAUGAAUGUCUUGGGAUGAAGGAGUAUGCUAAUGAAGUAGCAGAUACAGGUAUUCCAGAGAAGUCUACAAAUGCAGGAGUUCUACCUUCAGAAUAUACUCCUUCUCCUCCUCCUCAUCCUCAUCCUACUACUACUCCACGAUCAACACUUGUCGCUCAAUUGAGAUAUUCACUGUUGAAACAAAAGCUUAAGUUAUUACGUGCUCGAGAUGCUUAUUAUUUACGCAGACGUAUAGUUAGUCAUCUUGAAAAAUUCUUAGAUCAAGCAAUUACAUCUGAUUCAUGUAUUUCAUUACCAAAUUCUAUACCAGAAGAUUGGGAUACCGAUACAGCUUCUGUAUUGUCAGAUUUAUUUGAUGAUAACGGCGGUAAUUUCAGUAAAUCUGGUGUUGGUGUUCAUCCAACCAUUCCUGAAUUCAAUCCCUUCAAAAAUAAUCAUUCAGACAAUAUGAUAAAAAGUUCAGAAAGAAAAUCAACUAGUGAUAAAUGCGUUUGCUGUCCUGAUAAGCGACAUUCAACACAGGAAGAAAAUGUUCAAAGGAAAGAGAGUAAAUCCGCCUUGAAGAAAUCCUGUUUCAAUCAAGAUGGUUGUUGUCAAAAUGAUUCAACUGAAGGUUUUAAGACAUGUACUCAAGAAGGUGAUAAUUCAGGCAAUAGGCAAGCGAAGUCAAGCAGUUCACCUGUUAUACAUCAAAAAUUCCAAUGUGACAGAAAACCUACCACCACCACCCAGUUCGCGGAUCUCAAAAAACGAGCAGAACAUCAAUUAGGCGAAAUGAUAAUGAAGUUAAAGACUAAUCAGUCUGAUUCACCUUCACAAUCAACAACAGCAUCCUGUCCAUGUAUGCACUGUGAAAACUGUCGAUCAAUACUUGCCGGUUACAUUACUGAUGGUAUUAAAUUCACUAAGUCUUAUGAUGAUGAUGAUGGCGGUUAUCGUCAAUCCUCAAAAUAUACUCCUAUGCGGAAAUUGUUCGUGGCUGAAGCAUGUGCUGCAUCAGGUGGAAUUUCUUGGUUUCAACCGUUAAAUCAAAGUCGUUUGAACAACAAAAAUAUUGAAAGAAAAUCAGCAAAGGAUAAUAAACGAUCUAAUGUGAUAAAGUGUCUUUAUCGAGAGAUCCCUUGUCGUUUUGGUGUAUCAUCAACUAUGAAUCAAUCGAUUGGCAGUGAUGACCACCAACAGCAGUUGGGAAGGAAAUACACUACCGCUACUGCUGCUGCUGCUGCUGCUAACUGUCUACACACUUUGCAUAAUCAUUCAUGUCAUAAUGGAGGUGAAGGAUUCUGUGAUACUGAGUCGAAUGAUUCAUCUACCGCGAAACAGAAGUCUUCUAGUGAAGCGGAAGAGGUUGAAGAAGGAGAUAAUAAUGUUAAAGAAAAACCUGAAACACUCAAAUCAUCAAUAAUAACCAAAAUGAGAUGCAAUCAACAUCAAGACACAGAAAGCUUUUCAUCUAGCAUCACUGAUGGGGUGGUGGUAGAUUUACACCCUGGACAAAAGAAUUCCCCAAUAUCUAAAAGAAUAACCUAUGAAAUUCGAGAUAAUAUUUAUGGUGCUGAAAGCAAUAUACAAACGCUUUUUAAAAAACGUAUGUCCGCCUGGAUAUCGCGGUGUGAAGAACGUCAAAAACGGUUGCAUUUAGCCUCAGCAGAACGACGUUAUCAAAAGGCAAUGGAUAUGGAACGUACCCAACUCUUUCAUCCAACUUUAUCGGAUCAAUACACUAGACGACCGCUCAGCUCACACUUGUCUAAAGUUGAUCCAUGUCAUUGUGGUUUUGAAAGUGGUGUUGGUGGCAGUCGUCGUGGUGAUCGUUCAACUUGGCGAGAUAUCAGUAAUUGUUGUGUUCAUUGUUUUCGAAAUUCGAAUAAUCAAACUGCACAGUCAAACAGAAGUAAUAAUGGUGAUGGUGGCGGUUGGGGUGGUGAUGAUAACCGCUGCUUAAAUCCUAUGAGCUCUAGAAAGGAUGUUCGACAAGCUUCAGUAAACCUUCCAAGUCAUAGAUCUACUCUCAGUUAUAAAACAAACAGUGGGAGAAGAUCAGCACGAUCAGGAAAUGAAACCAGAUCAUAUAGGAAUUAUGUACAAAAUCAAGUUUACAUACAAGAAAGCAAACUGGCUCAAUUACGCGUUAAUCGAUUGAGAAUGAAAAUUUACGGUGAAAAAAUUCUACGUUCUGUACUUCAAAGACGCGGUCCAUGGUCGAUGACUUUCAAAGAGGUUUAAUAUAAUGUGCACUGAUAUGAAUAACUUUCAAUGCUUUACAUUUAUUUAUAUCACUGUGUUUUUUCUUAUUCAAUGGAUUACGGGGGUGGGGUGCAGAUACUACCCUAUGAGAUGGGGUAUAAUAAGUCAUCUGUUAAAUACCGGUGUCAGACUUUCUUCCAAUAUUAGUGUGUGUGUGUGUGUGUGUAUGGAUGUGAGUGCGUCUGUGCGUGCCUGUAUUGUCUCUGACAUGGAAUUGACUUAUGCGAAUUACUUUAUAUAUUCGCUUUUAUUUUCUAAACUUCUUUCCAUGUAUUCAUGUUCUUCACUCCCACCAACUCCUCCUCUUGGUCCCCGUGCUAACAGUUUUUCUUCUGACUUUGCCAUGCUUUACACACACACUCCGGGAGGCACUUUUUCGCUUUCAGUUGUAUCAUCCAAUAUCCAGUAAAGUGAAAUUUGUUAUUGCAAUAUAUUUUGCAGUAUAUUUAUUCCUUUAUUAUUAAUAAUAUUAUUUUUAUUAUUACUAUUAUUAUCAUUACUAUUACUAUUAUUACUACUAUUACUAUUGUCAUUAUUACUAUGUAAUAAGUGUAAUAUCAGUCUUUU
Molecule: messenger RNA, 3648 nt
Organism: Trichobilharzia regenti
Lineage: Eukaryota; Metazoa; Platyhelminthes; Trematoda; Strigeidida; Schistosomatidae
Source: the annotation of a GenBank genome assembly